This is a messenger RNA of Protopterus annectens (West African lungfish), 2933 nucleotides long. RefSeq names its product alpha-1,6-mannosyl-glycoprotein 2-beta-N-acetylglucosaminyltransferase-like. Lineage: Eukaryota; Metazoa; Chordata; Ceratodontiformes; Protopteridae. The coding region runs from base 811 to 2088 and encodes 425 amino acids. The record is from RefSeq and is a predicted model, not a curated record. Gene Ontology annotation, molecular function: alpha-1,6-mannosylglycoprotein 2-beta-N-acetylglucosaminyltransferase activity. Gene Ontology annotation, cellular component: Golgi membrane; Golgi stack. Gene Ontology annotation, biological process: oligosaccharide biosynthetic process; protein N-linked glycosylation. The transcript has a single exon.
UGGAGCUCGAAGUUCAUCUCUUGUGGAAGUUUUACUUGUCCGUUGUAAUAGGAGUCAUGUGUCAAUGGUUCGUGGACUUCUGUCUUUUUCCUUCAUAGUUGUUUACUUGCCGUGUUUCUGUCAUUAACUGUAGAUUGCAGCACGGGUCUGUUGAGUAUUAGUUUCAUUCCAUUCUGGAAUUAAUAAUAUGCUACUUAACCCAGUGCGGAGGUUUCGAUUUUUUUUAUAGAACAAGGCGUUAUAGUCUGGUAACGGAAAAAGUGCUUCGACAGACGGGUGAAGAUAACCAAAUGUUGUUCUACAGGUAGUUUGGAGAGAUUAUUUUGUAUGGAGGUGAGAAACUGGUCAGCAGCUCUGAAAGCGUGUGUUCUCCACAGUGGUUCAUGGGGUCAGUGUUGUUUUCCAACGCGUCAGUAGAACGAAACUGAUACUCGUCUGGUCUUAAGUGGAAUUAAUGUGGCAAAUAUGAGUGAGUAGCUUCCAUAGCACGAUGGUUCAGUACUAAAAAAGUUAACUAGACUGACCAAACAAACAAAUUUGUGGGCCUGCACAAGAACGAUCCAUUCACAAGGAAGGCAGUUCGUCUAGUAUACUGACAGUAGGAAGGUCAAUUUCUAUUUCUAAUAAUUUGGCUGAAGAAUGACUAAUUCUUGUGCUGAAGUUACGAGGGCUCUAUGAUGGAAGACCCUUCCUAAUCGUAGGAUUUAUAGUCACGAGAGAGGAGCUGAAAGUAUACCCGAUCAGAAAGUGUUUUAUAAUCUUCUGUACACCUUUAUAGUCUCUGUUUUAUUUAAACACUUUUUGUGCACUAUGAAGCUACGACUUCACAGGAAAAAUACUCUCUUAACUCUUAUAGUUUUAAUGGGUUUCAGCAUCGUGCUGUAUAGUUUACUGUGGAGGACUAGUGGGGAGGCAAAGCCUGGCUCAAGAGAUGAAGUAAGAAAAAUACCGCAAGUUUCAGCGGGGGUUUCCACAAAAAGAGGUUUCCCACUGCUGUCUGGGAGUCUGACAGACAUGCGUAAGUCAGUAUACGAGAACAAUUUUCAGCAGAAAGUGCUGAACAUGAACACUGACCACAUCAAAGGUGACUUGGAUCUUGUUUUGGUUGUUCAAGUCCAUAACCGGCCUGCCUACCUGCGUAUGUUCCUGGAGUCCUUGCGUCAGGCUGCUGAUGUUGAACGGAUCUUGUUGGUUCUGAGUCUCGAUUAUCUGUCUGAAGAACUUGAAAAAAUCAUUCAUAACGUCACUUUUUGCCGGGUUGUGCAGAUUUGCUUUCCUUAUAGCUUGCAGCUCUAUCCAGAGGAGUUCCCUGGCCAGGACCCAGCCGACUGUCCCCGGGACAUUUCCAAAGCUGAUGCUUUGCAACAGGGCUGCAAAAAUGCAGAGUAUCCAGACUCUUUUGGCCAUUACCGGGAAGCCGUCUUUACUCAAACUAAGCAUCACUGGUGGUGGAAGUUGCACUUUGUAUGGGAACGACUUGAAGCAUUGCAUGGCUACAGUGGUCAUGCAAUAUUUUUGGAGGAAGAUAACUAUGUUCUACCAGAUUUUGUUCCCUUUUUUAAGGAGAUGGAACAGCUGCAGAAAAAACAGUGUCCAGAGUGUCAUAUUCUGGCACUGGGCAGUCAGGAGGGCCUGCCUGCUGAGAAGCAAAGCAUAAGUGGGGUUGUGGAUAUAAUUAGCUGGAAGUCUACCAAGCAUAACUUGGGCAUGGGAAUGAACCGCCAAGUAUAUUACAUUCUGAUGGGUUGCUCCAGAGAGUUCUGCGCUUACGAUGACUACAACUGGGAUUGGACGUUGCAGCACUUGUCUGCUAAUUGCCUCACAAAACCUCUUAAAGUGAUGGUGCCACAGCUUCCCAGGCUGUUCCACACUGGUGACUGUGGGAUGCACCAGUCUGAGGCCUGUGAUCCUGAUUUUGCCUUCCACAAAAUGAAGGCAAUUGUUGAGUCCAGUGGAAGUCACCUUUUUCCUAAAUCACUAACUGUUGGUAUUAAUCAGGAAGCAGUGGGUAGCCCUCCUGCUAUGAAAAAUGGUGGUUGGGGGGAUGUACGGGAUCAUGCCCUCUGCAAUAGUUACUCCAAACUAUAACAGAGAACCAAAUGAGAUGAAAAGCACAUUGGGAAUGUAACCCUUUUCACUUUUAACAUGACUUUUGUUUUGAUUUGGACUUAUUUCUCACCCCCAUCACCCUUUUUCUCCUGUGUCUCUGAGAUGACCAUCAUUUCUUAGGAAGCCUUUUUUUUUUUUUUUUUUUUUUUUUUUUUUUUUUUUUUUUUUUUUGUGUGCUACUUUUACUGAUACAGUGUGUUUCCUUACUUGCUUGCACUGUGUGUGACUGGAUUGGAUGUGAUAGGUUGUUUGUACCAGCAUGUGGUUAUGUUGCUGUAUCAGCAUUUUAAUUAACUUCACUCAGCAAGUCAGCAAUACAGCUUUGUGUAAGAUAAAGUAGGGUUACACACUGUGAACAUAGUACCAGAUUUUAAGCAAUUAUUGCAUCAUCAUUUCUUGGAAAGUGAAGGCCAGUUUGACUUUCAGUUUGUGGAAAUGCCUGGGUUGUCCUCCUUGUUUGGGGGCAUUAAUUAACCUACGGGUUACACAGAUGUUGCCAAAGAUUUUUUUAAUCUUUUAAUUUAAAAAUCCAUUUGUUUUCUCGCUGGAAACACAAGUUUUUAAAAUAGUAGACUCAAAGCGUGGAGAAUGUGGUUGUAAUAAUGCAUUGGAGGUUGUUUUAUUAGGAACUGUGUUUUACCUGGGGUGGCUUAAGUGGUGUGUAGCAAAAUGAGAUUUAACUUUUUUUUUUUUUUUAAUACUGAAAUGUGUACUGUUUUUUGUUAGUUACACAUGUUUACAGUAAGGUGACUAUAAUGGAGAAAUACCACUUUCAUUUAAUUAUAAAUGUGUAAUUCUAUAAAGAAUAAACUAUUUUUACAUUC